AGUCACAUCAUCUUAUUUAAAUCGCAUCAUCUCUUUACCACAUCACUUUAAACCCAAUUCAUAUUUCAUAAAAAGUCAAAAAGUGCACGUAUUUAGAAUAUCCCAAAUAACCCCUUAGUCGAGGUGUGCAUAACCUGGCCUGGACACUUGGAUAUAAAAAAAAAAAGUUUAAAUCACUUUAUUUCUCAUGCACACUCUUUUCUUUUAUAGAUAAAUUGCCUGGUCCAUUAAUUCAUCAGGUGCACCUAACAAAUCAACAUGUGAAUUUGACUUACCAGCUAAUUUUAGUUUUAAGAAGAUGAAACACUAAUAUUGACAGUAGUGAACUAAAAACAAUUUGAGAGGAAAGUACUAAUCUUGCAGGUUUUGAUUGGAUGUGAUGGAGCAAAUUCGGUGGUAGCUGACUUCCUCGAGUUAAAAGCCCCAAAAGCAUUUCCCCUGUCUGCUGUGAGAGGUUUGACGAAGUAUCCAAGUGGUCAUGCAUUUGCCCAUGAAUUUGUCCGAAUGAGAAGGAACAACAUUAUGGUAGGAAGAGUUCCAAUUGAUGAUAAGUCAGUCAACUGGAUGGUGGGUCAACAAUCCACUCCUAAAGAUGCCAGGACUUUACAAAAUCCAGACCUUAUUAUACAGUCAACCCUACCCUUAAUCUAUGGUUUCCCACCUGAAAUUCAACAAAUGAUCGAAGACAGUGACGUAGAAUCAUUGUCUCUCACGCACGUGAGAUAUCGUGCUCCAUGGGACUUGCUAUUGGGAAAAUUUCGAAAAGGAACAGUAACAGUAGCUGGGGAUGCAAUGCAUGUUAUGGGUCCAUUCCUUGGACAAGGUGGUUCGGCAGGUUUGGAAGAUGCUAUUGUUCUCGCUAGAUGUUUGUAUCAGAAACUUAGUGAAGUCCGUCAAAUCCAAAGCCGAAGUCAGAUGAUGAUGCAUAAAGUUGCAGAAGCAAUGGAUCAGUAUGUGAAAGAGCGGAGGAUGAGGGUGGUGCGAUUGUCGAUGCAAACUUAUCUCACUGGUUUGCUAGUGGGACCUUCAUCAAUGUUGGUGAAAUUGGCUAGUAUUGUUUUGAUGGUUAUUUUCUUUCGUAACCAAAAUGAUCAUACUACGUAUGAUUGUGGUCUCUUGUGAUGUAGAAACUGUGCUAUAUAAGUUGUUUUUGUUGUUGUUUCUAUUGCUGUUACUCUACUACAGUCCUUAUUUAUGUAUGUAUUGUGAAAUCAUUGUUCUACAUUUAAUUAAGUAUUUCUGCAAA
This is a messenger RNA of Camellia sinensis, 1246 nucleotides long. The record is from RefSeq and is a predicted model, not a curated record. NCBI's taxonomy places the organism in Eukaryota, Viridiplantae, Streptophyta, Magnoliopsida, Ericales, Theaceae.